Molecule: messenger RNA, 975 nt
Organism: Lindgomyces ingoldianus
Lineage: Eukaryota; Fungi; Ascomycota; Dothideomycetes; Pleosporales; Lindgomycetaceae
Exons: 2
Coding region: 1-975 (324 amino acids)
Source: RefSeq, a predicted model, not a curated record
AUGUUGUAUUUGGUUCUCCCUGCUGUUGUCCAAACCCGGAUACCUACUCUCCCCUCCAUCAGACGGUCUAUCAGUGACCUCCGUGGCCGUUCGAUACAUAUCAAGAGUCUCAGCAUAAGCACUGAGGUCUCCGCCCCGGAGUCUCCUCCUCCAAGGUAUUCGUCAAGAGCUGGCCGGGAAACACCAAAUCGAGACUCGAUUGUGUCAUCCGAUACUGAGGAAAUCGACUUUCGAGAUGACGUCUCCGAGCGUCCUGAAUCGUUGAGCUUUAUACCUCCUCCCUUCCCUCUUUCAGAAACGGAGACUGGCAUAAACUGGAAGUACUCUAAUCAAGGAAUCAGCCUCUUGACUCAAGCAUACCAAGAGUCCAACGCCCUCGCUCGUGGUGCUGCUGAUGCGUCAGCCGUCCUUGCCCGCCAGCUCUACCUCCAUGGCAUGACAUACCUUCUGCGAGGAAUCCCAGCGGACUUGACGCCGGAGGAAACCCUCAGCCUACAGGCCGCCAUUCCCGUUGGCAUCCUUGACCUGCAGAACGACCCUAACGCCCACGCCUUGAUACCUUUCCCACAACAAGGUUCAGUGUCUCAAGAAGGCCCUGUCCAAAACCCGUCACUACUCCACCGCCUCACCGCCUCGAUCGUCUUCCAAACCUUCGUCCUAAUCCAAUUCCUCCUGCCCUACAUCAGGCUCUUCAUUGGGCACGCAUAUCGAUGGGAGAGGGAGAACAAGGUCACGCAGCGUCUCUUUAGUAAGAGCAUCACGACGGUAGAUGAGUUGGGGCGAAGGAGCUUGCAGCUGUCGCAGACAGUGUGCCGGAUGAAUGACGGCAAAGUCGGACAGGCUAUUAAUGACUUGACGAUUUGGUGGGUUCGAGGACUAACCGGGGGUAUUCAACAAGGUCUAUCAGAAGGUGUCGUCAUCCUUGGUCCGGAGAGGAAUCAGACUUCGAAAGGUCGGGUGGAGAGGAUUGAUUGA